AUGGAGGCCAGCCCUGAGCUCAAGCACAGACCCUCGCGCGUGUCCGAUUCUGACGAGAAAGCCGACGACUAUGUAGACGCUGACGUAGUUGACGAGGAGAAGGCGAACUCGGACUCGAUCUCGGAUGAUACGGAGUCUGUCAAGGUCAUUGAGAAGGCCGAGGAGGUGGCUAUCGAGAUCAUCAGCACUCAAGACGACCCUGACCUUCCCAUCUUGACGUUCCGAGCUGUAUUUCUCGGAAUCGGACUCAGUGCAUUUGGCGCAGUUCUGGGAACAAUUUACACUUUCAAACCGCAGAAUGCGACCGUCUCUCAAUUAUUCGGCUUGAUCAUUGCCUAUCUAUUGGGCACAGCCAUGCAUUCCGUUAUUCCUAGUCAUGGCUGGUGGAAGUACCUCAAUCCUGGCCCAUUCAACAUCAAGGAGCAUGUCGCUAUCACCAUCAUGGCUUCAACGGCUGCCAAUGUUGCCGUCGCGAUGGAAGUUAUUGCAGCUUUGGACUUGUUCUAUAACAUCAAGCUCAAUCCUGCCGUUGCGAUUUUCCAGGUGCGUUCAUUGCAUUUCAUGAUUGGUUAUGGUAUCGCUGGUUUACUGAGGUCUCUGCUCGUAUAUCCGACAUACGCAUUUUACCCAACAUAUGUGUCCGUUGUGACCUUACUGCAGAGUUUGCACUUCGGUGGUCUGCUCAACCACAAGAAGAGGCGGUACUUUUGGAUUGUGUUCACUGCGAUAUUCUUCUGGGAAUGGAUCCCUCAAUACCCAUUCCCCCUUCUCUCCGCCAUCUCGAUUAUCUGUCUGAUUGACAAUGGCCGCUCGACUUUCGUUCGCAACUUGUUCGGCGCCGGCUCUAGCAACGAAGGGAUUGGUCUUCUCUCCUUCAGUACAUCUUGGACACUGAUUACUCAGGGAACCCCAUUAGUGUGGCCAUGGCAGACCCAGGUCAACUCUUUCAUCGGCAUGGGCAUCAGCUACCUCGUCCUCACUCUCUGCUACUACAACAACGUCUUCAACGCUCGUGACCUCCGGUGGAUGUCGACAUCCCUCUUCGACUCCAACGGAGACUCGUACAACCAAACCGCAGUGCUCACGAACAACGUGCUCGAUCCGGAGAAGUUGGCAGUGUAUGGCCUGCCGCGGUAUACUGCGACGUAUGCGAUCGCGCUGAUUUGCUAUAAUUUGGCGCUUGGGGCGUCUGUUACGCAUGUUUUAGUGUGGCAUUGGCCGGAUUUGAAGAGAGCGUUUGGAGGGAUGAGGUUCUUGAAGAAUGGACAGGACAACAUUGAUGACCCGCACUAUGCUGUGAUGCGGAAGUAUAACGAGGUGCCACAGUGGUGGUAUAUCGCGCUCUAUGUGUGUUGUCUCGCACUCGGGAUUGGCUGCAGUUAUGGCGUGAAAGGAACGGUUUUGUUGCCUGCUUGGAGUAUCAUCGUGUUUAGUAUCAUCAGCGCUGUGCUGGCUGUCGUUCUCGGAUUCAUCAACGCUACGACUGGAUUCACCAUCAGUGUUCGAGGCGCGAUACAGAUUAUAGCUGCAUUCGUACACCCUGGAAAACCCAUCGAGGUCAUGUACGUCAACCUCUACGGUAAUUCGGCGACGCUCCAGACGUUGUACCUCCUCCAAGGCAAGCUCGAUAAAUCUGCGAGAAGGAAUCUCAAACUCGGGCAGUACACAAAGCUACCUCCUCGCUUUACCUUCCUUGCACAGAUGGCAGGCUCGAUCGUGGGAUCAAUCUUCAACUAUACCAUGAUGAAGUCCAUUGUCGACAGCAACCGUGAGGUGCUCAAGGACCCAGUCGGUACCCGUAUCUGGAGCGGUUGGAUCGUUCAGCAAUACAACUCCAACUCAGUGGCCAUGGGAGCCUUAGGCAGAGAGCUCUUUACCAUCCACAAACCAUACUGGAUGAUUGCCUUCUCCAUCUUCAUCGGCCUAUUCGUACCUCUGCCGUUCUAUGCAGUUCACCGUUUCACGCCUCAUGGAUCCUGGAUAUCCAAAGCAGCGGCGUACAUCAACACCCCUGUUCUCGUGUCCUAUAUCGGCUGGCUUCCGUUCAGUGUCAACGGUAUGUGGUGGUCUUGCCUGGUCAUCGGCUUCAUCUCGCAGAAGUGGGCACGUGAGCGCCGGCCGAAGUGGUUCAAGAAGUACAACUACAUCACCUCGGCGGCCCUCGACGGAGGCACUCAAGUCAUCCAGUUCAUCUUGAGUUUCGCAGUCUUUGGAGCCAGCGGAAACGCCAUAGACUUUCCUUACUGGUGGGGAAAUCCAGCGGACAAGUCGGUGGAUAGAUGUGCUGCUACAUGA
This is a messenger RNA of Stereum hirsutum FP-91666 SS1, 2295 nucleotides long. RefSeq names its product OPT oligopeptide transporter. Gene Ontology annotation, molecular function: oligopeptide transmembrane transporter activity. NCBI's taxonomy places the organism in Eukaryota, Fungi, Basidiomycota, Agaricomycetes, Russulales, Stereaceae. The record is from RefSeq and is a predicted model, not a curated record. Gene Ontology annotation, biological process: transmembrane transport. The transcript has 33 exons. Bases 1 to 2295 code for a protein of 764 amino acids.